Cicer arietinum (chickpea) is the source of this 2022-nucleotide messenger RNA. RefSeq lists its product as uncharacterized. Gene Ontology annotation, molecular function: structural constituent of chromatin; nucleosomal DNA binding; double-stranded DNA binding. Gene Ontology annotation, biological process: nucleosome assembly; chromosome condensation; negative regulation of DNA recombination. The record is from RefSeq and is a predicted model, not a curated record. Lineage: Eukaryota; Viridiplantae; Streptophyta; Magnoliopsida; Fabales; Fabaceae. Gene Ontology annotation, cellular component: nucleosome; nucleus; nucleolus.
AAUAUAAUAAAAUAAAAAUAAAAAUAUUUCAUACACUCUCUAUCUCUCUCUUGAAAUACCUUAAUUCAUUUUCCAUUUUUUUCAUUUCCCAAAUUUCGAAUCUACCCUCUUUCUCUUUCUCUCUCUAUCUUUUCCUUUCUUUCUCCUCAUGGACCCAUCCUCGAUCUCUCCACCACCACCACCUCCACCUCCGUCUACCAACGCCGUCCCUUUCGCCGUCGAACCAAACAACCACCCUCCACCACCAGCACAGCCACCUCUCUCAUCUCCACCUUCAACUCACCCUCCAUACGCUGAGAUGAUAUACAACGCAAUUGAAGCUUUGAAAGAGAAGAACGGUUCAAGCAAAAGAGCAAUAUCGAAAUACAUAGAACAAGUUUACAAACACCAACUCUCACCUGCUCACUCCACCUUGUUGACUCAUCACUUGAAGCGUUUGAAAUCCCAAGGACUGCUCGAAAUGGUUAAGAAAUCUUACAAGCUCUCCAACUCUACUACUAGAUCUGCUGCUUCUCAACCUUCUUCUUCAACACCAACUACUUCUAGACCACGUGGCAGACCAAGAAAAACCCAAACCCAAACCCAAACUCAACUCGAACCUCAGCCUCUUCCUAUUGUUGUUGCUAAUAAUAAUAACACUCAGCAGAAUGCUGAGCCCGUUUGGGCCGCGCUUGGGCUUGCUGAUGAGCCUGUUGCUGUUCAACCUGUUGAUGUUGAAGGAAGUAAAAGACGUCCGGGCCGUCCGAAGAAAGACGCGGGCCCAAGUCUAAGCCCGGGUGUGAAUCUGAACGCGAAUUCAAAUCCGGUUUCGUCUACGCCGUCUAGGAGAGGACGUCCUCCUGGGUCUAAAGGUAAGUCAAAGAAGAGGCCCGGACGUCCUCCGAAGGCGAAGACUGAGACUAGUUCUGCGGCGGAUGUUUCUGGGGUUUCGAAGAGACGUCCAGGGCGUCCGCCGAAGAAUGAACAGCAAAAUCCGACACCGAUACCGUUUGCUGCUGUGCCUGAAGCGGCAGUGCCGGCGGCGGCGGUGGAAGGUGUUGCUGAUUUGACUCCAAGAUCUAGAGGACGGCCUAGAAAGAAUGCUGCUGUGGUUGCUCCUGUUGCUGCAGUUGGUGGUAGCGGGAGAGGUCGUGGUCGUGGACGAGGUCGCGGUGGUGGAAGAGGACGUGGUGGUGGUGGAGGAAUUACCACGGAGGCUAGACCUGCAGGGAAAAGGCCUGUGGGCCGUCCAAAGAAGGGAACAACACCUGCUAGUGCUCAACAAAAUGCUGCUAAUGAAGAUCUCAAGAGGAAACUUGAACACUUUCAAGGAAAAGUCAAGGAAUCUCUUGCAGUGCUUAGGCCUCAUUUUAACCAUGAAAGUCCAGUCACUGCAAUAGCGGCAAUUCAAGAGUUGGAAAUACUCGGAACCAUGGACCUUAACGAACCACUAAUAGACGAAACACUUCCGCAGCAUCAGAACCUGCCAGAACAAGAUCAGCAGCAACAGCAGCAGCCGCCGUUGCAACAGCAGCUGCCACCACAACAUCUUCCGCAGCAACAACAGGUGGCGCAGCCGCAGGUUUUUCAACAAUAUCCAGCGUUUCAUAUGCAGGAGUACCAAUACCAGCCGCAGCCAGUAUACCAGCAGCCACCACCGCAGCAGAACCAACAGUUUCAUCCAUAGGAAUCAAGAAGCACCAGGUAGGAAGAAGAAGAAUUUUCAUGGCCCUGGAUUGAUUAUGAAGCUUAGGAAGAUUUUAUAUAUGGUCUUCAAAUUUGAUUAUGAACAAAAGUUGUACAAGUGUUUUUUAACAAAAAGGCACACAUGAGGUGACAGAUUUGUAAAGCGAGUAGGCAGUAGCAGAUCUGAUUUUUCUUUCUUUGAGUGAAAUGACUGUCCUGUCCUGUCCAUUUUAGUUUGUUGUUGUUGUGCACUGUUUUUAGGAUUGACCCCUCAAGUAAUUUUUAGAUUUUAGAGUACUGAUGAUUCUGUUAUUCAAGUUAUAUUUGUUUGACUAUGAUGAUUUUCCUUUUUUUUAA